UUCUCUUGCCUCACUUCUCUUCUUUACUUUGCACAAGCCAAGUUCCAGCCCUGGACUUCCCACCCGCCACCUGCAGCCCUGAGUCCCCAGCUCCUUCCAGUGACCUUUCUCCAAACCCUAGCACCCGACCCGCAGGGGAUUGGGAACAGGUCUUCCCACCCUCUGCCCUCUGCCACCCAGGGGAGUGGCUCCUCAGAGAAGCCAGAUGGGGAAUGAGAACCCAGUGUCCCCCUGAUGGGCGAUGGGCGGGGUGCUGGAUUGGACCCCAGCCCUCCUACCAUGCCUCAGCCUACUCCGGGGGACACCCAUCUGGACAGGGGCCAUAAGAAGAGCCAAGGAAGGAAGAGCUCACCCCAGCUGGGCUCCUGAGCCAGGGCCAAAGCUCCCGUGAAGCCUCGGCACGCUCCAGCCCUGCGCGGGGCCAUCCUGCAUACCUAAUCGGCUAUUUAAGGAGCUGUGCACCGGCAACCCCUGCGGCACCCCCCACCACGUACACCCGUCCAGAGCUACCUUAAAAGCAGGAGGCAAUUGUGAAGUCGCUGGCCAGCAAGUGGACUGAAGACUGUAGAGUCCUCUAGUCCCCAAACUCCUGGAACCUGUUUCUUCUGGGGAUGCCAUGUUGUCCCUCAUCCUCCUGCUGGAGGUGAUUUGGAUCCUGGCUGCAGAUGGGGGUCAGCACUGGACCUAUGAGGGCUCACAUGGUCAAGACCACUGGCCAGCCUCUUACCCUGAGUGUGGAAGCAACGCCCAGUCCCCCAUCAAUAUCCAGACAGACAGUGUGACUUUUGACCCUGAGUUGCCCACUCUGCAGCCCCAUGGAUAUGACCAGCCUGGUGCUGAGCCCUUGGACCUGCACAAUAAUGGCCAUACAGUGCAACUCUCUCUACCCCCCACCAUGUAUCUGGAGGGACUUCCCCGAAGAUAUGUCGCUGCCCAGCUCCACCUGCACUGGGGUGAGACAGGAUCCCUGGGGGGGUCAGAGCACCAGAUCAACAGUGAAGCCACAGCUGCAGAGCUCCACAUUGUACAUUAUGAUUCAGAUUCCUAUGGCAGCUUAAGAGAGGCUGCCCCCAUGCCACAAGGCCUGGCCGUCUUGGGCAUCCUCAUUGAGGUGGGGGAGACAAAGAAUCCUGCUUACGAACACAUUCUGAGUCACUUGCAUGAAAUUAGGAAUAAAGAUCAGAAGACCUCGGUGCCUCCCUUCGACGUGGGAGGGCUGCUCCCCUCACAGCUGGACCAGUUCUUCCGCUACAACGGCUCUCUCACCACCCCACCCUGCUACCAGAGUGUGCUCUGGACUGUCUUCAACCAAAAGGCUCAGAUUUCCGUGGGACAGCUGGAAGAGCUUCAGGAGACACUGUUCUCCACAGAAGAGGAGCCUUCGGAGCUCCUGGUGCACAACUACCGAGCCCCCCAGCCUCUCAAUCAGCGAACGGUCUUUGCUUCUUUUGUCCAAGUGGGAUCCCUGUAUACCACAGGUGAAAUGCUGAGUCUAGGAGUGGGCAUCCUGGUCGGCUGUCUCUGCCUUCUGCUGGCUGUUUAUUUCAUCGCUAGGAAGAUUCGGAAGAAGAGGCUGGGAAACCGGAAAAGCGUGGUCUUCACCUCAGCACGCACCGCAGAGGCAUAGACUCCCUCUCAGACAGCGUGGAUGCCUCCCCCUCCUGCCAGUCAGGGGGCUUCUAAGAUGGGGUGCAGGGCCUGGCCAGAAAAUACUAUAGAAGUAAUGGGCAGACACCCCUCCCUCCUCCAGACAGCCUCACACACAGGCACGGACGGGCUCUCAUUCAAGGAAUAGCAGAGUCUUCAGCCUCUCAAAACAUAUGGAUCAGGACCAUUCCUCUGCUGACAACGCAGAGGGCAAAUUGUGUUCAUUGGUAGGGGAAGCUGGGGUGUGCCCCAAGGUCCUCCAUCCCCUUGCCUAUAUGUCCCUUUCCCUAAACAGAGGGCAGGUCGUCCCUUUAGGAAAAAGAGUUGCUGCUGUUGGGGUUAUAUUUUUUUGCUCAAUAUAUCUGGAAAUUAAAGUUUCUAACCCCACCUGUGGCCUUACCUUUGGGGCUCUUGAGAUUAGAGGAGUUAAUUCCUCAGGUGGCAGAGGUGUGCAAAGGACAGGGGGAAAGCAGCAUGGCAGAAAAACUCUUUUUUACCUCAGUCCUGCGAAGGAAGAUCCACUUCUGGAAAAUGUUUAACCCAAAGCUUCUGACAUCUGAGACCACCAGCCCCGAUUUUUACUCUCAUACCCAAGCCAUGCCGGAGGGGUGAAAAUUUCCCAGGUUAGGGAAGAGGUUGAGUGUGAGAAGUCUCAACUAGCGUGUCAUCCCCUCCCUCAAAAGCCACAUUCCCCCACAAUUAUAAAGUCCUUUUUAUUAGUCAAAAA
Suricata suricatta (meerkat) is the source of this 2374-nucleotide messenger RNA. RefSeq names its product carbonic anhydrase 14 (gene CA14). Gene Ontology annotation, cellular component: plasma membrane. Lineage: Eukaryota; Metazoa; Chordata; Mammalia; Carnivora; Herpestidae. Bases 617 to 1627 code for a protein of 336 amino acids. Gene Ontology annotation, molecular function: carbonate dehydratase activity; zinc ion binding. The record is from RefSeq and is a predicted model, not a curated record. The transcript is spliced from 12 exons.